AUGGCCGAGCAGAAUCCCUCGCAGGCCAGACAGCAGUCGCAGUCCUACCCAUCGCCACAUUCAUACCCGUCGCCCUCCAUGCAGCCCACCUACACCUAUCCGCCGCCCCAGGGCCAGCAGUCCCAGGAGCCCUACCGCGCGUCGCCCACCGGCUCCAGCAUGUCGCUGCCCUCGUUGAAUCUACCGCCCAUCCGUCUCCAGGACGGCCACGGACAGCCUCCGCCGCAGCACCAGCCUGGACAGCAACCCAUGGGCUCGCCGCUCCCACCGCCAGUGCAGCCCAUGAGCGCGUACUAUCCCAAUCCGAAUCAGUCGCUGCCGCCGCCGGGCCAGCAGAUGAACGUCACGUCGUCGCCGCACCAGUUGGCGAUGCGAUACCAGCUGCCACCGCACCAGGGCGAGCAGAGGAUGAUGUCGGGCGGGAGACACAAGAAGGAGAUCAAACGACGGACAAAAACGGGAUGUCUGACGUGUCGGAAGCGGAGAAUAAAGUGCGACGAAGCGCACCCCACGUGUCGCAAUUGCCAGAAGAGCAAGCGCGAUUGCUUGGGCUACGACCCCAUCUUCAAGCAACAGCCCGGGCCCGCCCAAAUCCAGCCUGCACCCAGCGCUGCUCAACUGCAGCCCUCAAUACCAGCCUCCGCACCCCCACCAUCGGGUAGCUACGCUCAUGUGCCACAAGGUUACGCUCCCGCUGUCACGGCAGGGUACGCGCCGCCUCCAACCUCGGGUGGACAUCCGCCGUACGAUCAGUUCAACUCAGCUAUCGACCCAGCUCUCGCUGCCACAGAUCCGGCCCUGCAAGGUGGGCCACCACCGUACAAUGGCUCCGUGCCACCUAGUUUCAGGCCCGCUGUAGGAAGCGCCAGUCCAUACUCCUCCAUUGCUUCAGAUGUGCAUCCCGUCAAGGCAAAGCGAAUAAAGAUCAGUGACACCUUCUCCACCAAUGGACAUGCGCCUCCCGAAGUGCCUCCGCGAACAGGUCCAAUCACGGAGGCAGAAGACAGUGAGCUCACCGAAGUCUAUACCAAGGAUUACGUCAACGGCUUGUGCCACAUCCUAGAGACAGACUGGUUCAUCACCAACAACAACGGCCUUCACAGGAUCAUGAAUGACAAGGACUUGCACGAGGAAGCCCUUUUCUUUGUGAUGACAUGUCGUAGCUACGACAGCCAGCGUCUCGACUUGGCCAACCAGAUUACCAGCCAGGAAAUCCGUCUGGUUUGGCGCUUCCUCUGCGUCUGCAGACAAUCACUACCGUCCACAAAUGGAAUCAAUGGAUCCACCUCUAUCAAAGAGGAGGAUGACCUGCCUGUUCGAGAAGCUCGCGGACGACUCGACGUCCUGGAGGCGCUUUUGACUAACAACAGGCUAGAAUCAAAUCCACUUCUUAGGAUAUCCUACCCCGCGAACAUCGACCAAGCAAAGAAGGCACAGGUUGACUUCUGGGCGCACCUCGGCGAUUUCGUGGUCAAUGUGGAUAACGAGUCAACUCAUCCUGACACGGUCGAACGGUCGCUCUCCGCUAUGAGAGACAUUUUGCAGCAAAUUGAGGCACGAGAUGUCAUCUACUCUAUUGCCAUCGCACGGGUCGCCGGAAACCGUGUUCCUGGAUUUCCCCACAAUUUGCCACCCCCGAGGAGCAAUGAUCCGAACGACGACGUGAACAAAUUAAACAUCGCAAGGGGCUUCAUCACCGAUGAGUCCAAAGCUAGCACCCAACAGGUCAUCACUCGAAUCUGCGAAAUGGCCUUGACAUCUUGGAGAGUCAGCCGGUAG
This is a messenger RNA of Mytilinidion resinicola, 1779 nucleotides long. RefSeq lists its product as uncharacterized. The transcript has 3 exons. Lineage: Eukaryota; Fungi; Ascomycota; Dothideomycetes; Mytilinidiales; Mytilinidiaceae. Gene Ontology annotation, biological process: regulation of DNA-templated transcription. Gene Ontology annotation, molecular function: zinc ion binding; DNA-binding transcription factor activity, RNA polymerase II-specific. Bases 1 to 1779 code for a protein of 592 amino acids. The record is from RefSeq and is a predicted model, not a curated record.